AUGGAAAGCAUUACACAUUUUAUCAAUAAUCCCGAACAUCAUGAUGUACUUGCAAUCAUUAAAGGGUUCCGUAACGGAGCAGUUUAUGGUGCCAAAGUUAGAUUUCCACAUGCUCUAGUUAUGACUUUUUUAUUUCGAAACGAAAGUUUUAAAGACAAAAUAAACUUUAUUAUUGAUGCGACAAAGACUCACUCUAAGAAUUUAGCAUUCUUUGUAACAAUAUACAAAACCUUGAUGUAUUUACAAAAAAAAAUUAAUGGUGGUAAAGAACAAAAUGCACAUUCAUUUAUAGCUGGGCUAAUUGUGGCACGUGGGACAAUAGAAGAACCAAAGCAUACCUUUUCAAUAUUCGCUGCUGUGGUGUGGGGUAUUGUUAUGUGGCUCUUCCGUCAUGAACGUGACACUUUACAACCAUCAUUACAAUCUUCUAUGCAAUAUUUGUAUUUAGAUUCAGAUCAUUGGUAUGCCCUCAAGAAUUUCCUAUGGCAUAAUAAAUAA
Diversispora eburnea is the source of this 498-nucleotide messenger RNA. NCBI's taxonomy places the organism in Eukaryota, Fungi, Glomeromycota, Glomeromycetes, Diversisporales, Diversisporaceae. The record is from the annotation of a GenBank genome assembly.